AUGGCUACAUCAACGUUGGACCCUCAGCCGGUGCCGGAACACUCCAAUAGCCACUUUCGAUCCUCCCACUCUACACCGAGUAUCUUGGAGGAAGUCGAGGCAUCCCAGACUCAGCUUCGUAAGCGGCUCGAUGGUGCACUGACCAGACCUCCCCCAGGAGUAUCGGCAGAGCAACUGCCCACCGUGCCUUUGAUUGACAUUGGACCAUCGCUUGACGGCACCUUGGAGUCUCGCAAAUCCGUGGCAUACCAGAUUCGAGAUGCCUGCGUGACGACAGGAUUCUUUCAAGUCAGCAACCAUGGCGUGAAACAAGAGUCUAUGGCCAGCGUUCUGGAACAGGCUCGGCGGUUUUUCCAUGACUUGUCCGACGAGCAGAAGCAAGCGCUGCACAUCAAACACUCGCCUCUUAUGCGCGGUUACGAACCGCAUGAUGCGACGUACGUAAACACCGACGACAAAGGAGGUGCCCAGAAGGAAACGAAGGAAGGCUUCAACUGGGGUUACGAACAGGGCCUUGACCCUACCGGUGGCGAUGGGAAGUACGUCGAACUCGACGGGAUGUCUCCUACCGAGGCUGGAGUGGGGAACGUCUGGCCGUCGGAGCAGGGCCUGCCUGGGUUCUACGCGAAAAUCGCCGAGUACUACGGCCAGGUGCUCCAAACGGCACGACACCUUUUCCGGCUGUUUGCGCUGUCGCUGGAUCUCGAGGAGGACCACUUCGACGCAGCAACCACGCACCCGGGCGGCAUCGCGAGGCUGCUAUACUACCCUGGCCAGCCAGCACUCAGCAAGGAGCGCACGGAAGCAGAGGCCGAAGCCGCCAGCAAGCUCGGGCUCGGGGCACACACGGACUACGAGUGCUUCACACUGCUCCUCUCGUCGUCGAACCCGGGGCUCGAGAUCCUGUUCCCACCUUCGCCUCUGACCAACAACCAACCCAUCUGGAGGCCGUGCCCCGUGCGGCCAGGGACCCUCACGAUCAAUGUGGCGGAUUUCUUGAUGCGCUGGACCAACGGCCUGUACAAAUCGACGAUCCACCGCGUCGUGAGCAAGCCCGGCACUGGCGAGAGAUACUCGGUUCCUUUCUUCUUCAGCAUCAACUACGACUCCGAAGUGGAGCCCCUGCCAGAGCGCUGUGUAGGGAAGAGUACCUUCCUGCCCCUGAAGGCUGGCGAGUACGUGCUCGAGAGGCUAAGGGCCACACAAUAA
Messenger RNA from Exophiala aquamarina CBS 119918, 1209 nucleotides. RefSeq lists its product as uncharacterized. The record is from RefSeq and is a predicted model, not a curated record. The transcript has a single exon. Gene Ontology annotation, molecular function: dioxygenase activity. The coding region runs from base 1 to 1209 and encodes 402 amino acids. Lineage: Eukaryota; Fungi; Ascomycota; Eurotiomycetes; Chaetothyriales; Herpotrichiellaceae.